CCGCACAUCUAGUAUUUCUCAGUCGUUCAACGCAUUAAACGUCAAUAUGUCGCUUAAAGUUUUAAUAUUCCUCGCCGUACUAACUCUAGUCCAUUGCAAAAGCGUGUUAGUCGGCCAAGUAUACGAUAAUGGUGGUGUGGUCAAAGUUUACGAUAAAACAGUGGAAGCUUCAGCGAUUCCGUUGAUAAAAAGAGAGGAGGAAGUGUAUUUCGAGUACCCCACAAGGGAUAGAAAGAUAAAGGGUGUGGCGAUCAAAGAUUUGGACAAUGGGUUGGCUGAGCCGUCGAUAAACAGAGGAGGUCUCGGAUUCGAUUUCGUGAAUAUAAAACUGAAGAGCGAAAGGGGUUCGGGCUAUAGGUUCCUGAUUGAAAUUUACGCGUGAUUGUGUUUCUGUGUUGAGUAUCUAAUGUAAUAAUUAAAAUUUUUAACUAUA
Amyelois transitella is the source of this 433-nucleotide messenger RNA. RefSeq lists its product as uncharacterized. The transcript has a single exon. Lineage: Eukaryota; Metazoa; Arthropoda; Insecta; Lepidoptera; Pyralidae. The record is from RefSeq and is a predicted model, not a curated record. Bases 47 to 382 code for a protein of 111 amino acids.